AUGCAGUCAGGAGGACCAGACCCCGAAUCAUUGUCUAAAUCCGAGAACCGUCUCCUCAAAAAGUACGGAAAGCUGCCACGUGGAGGUUUACUGGCUGAAAAGUCUAAGGAACGGACAUACUUUGACUCUGGCGAUUUCGCUCUUUCUGCCGCUGACCGCGAAACUGACAACGGUGCUGUCCAAACAGGCAGAGCCCAUCCUAAUCGAGAAAGCAUUUCUCACCCUUAUGCUGCUAUCCCGGCCUCUAGUAAUGUUAACGAAGAUGCCAACCAAGAUACGUAUAGGAAAAGUGGGAGUCCUGAGAAGAGUCCUCUCCUUCACCAAAUAAACACUAAAGAUGAACCUACAAACAAGGAAGGACACGACGAUCAUGUCUCUCGCGAAUGUUAA
Molecule: messenger RNA, 390 nt
Organism: Penicillium robsamsonii
Lineage: Eukaryota; Fungi; Ascomycota; Eurotiomycetes; Eurotiales; Aspergillaceae
Exons: 3
Coding region: 1-390 (129 amino acids)
Source: RefSeq, a predicted model, not a curated record